Oldenlandia corymbosa var. corymbosa is the source of this 1377-nucleotide messenger RNA. NCBI's taxonomy places the organism in Eukaryota, Viridiplantae, Streptophyta, Magnoliopsida, Gentianales, Rubiaceae. The record is from the annotation of a GenBank genome assembly.
AUGGAGGAUGCGAGUGGUGAAUUGUAUGUGUUUUCUUCAAAGGGGAUGCCAUUUGGCGGACCAAAGCAUGACGAUAUAAGUGAUUUGGAGCUUAAUAAAGUUCAUAUAUUUGUUCUUAAUAACACUGAUGAUGAAGAGAUUGAAGAACACAUCAGAAACCACAAGCUGAAACUUGAGGCAGAAUGUAGUGCUAACAUAGAUCAGCGUCAUGAAACAGAGUUUCCAGCAUGGUUUCGACAACAAGUUCUUAAAUCUUCUUCACUCAUGAGAAGAGAAAUCAGAUCAUUGGCAUUGGGCCUGGAUAGACCAGUUGAUGAGAUUAUCCAAGAAGAAGAACCGGGAUUUGUUUUAUGUGUGGACCUUGGAGAGAUUCCACAACUUGUUAGGGAUGUACCAUCACUUAACAGCAUUGAUGCCACAAUUGUGAAUGCUGCCACUGCAGAGACUUGUAUUGAAAAUGACUACGAUGAUGAAUUUAUUGAUGAUGAAGAUUGCGAUGUUGAUUGUGGUGAUCAAGCUCUAGCUAAUGGUUUUGUUGAAAAUGAAGGGCUGUGGACAGAUGAUGAUGAAUAUGUUGAUGAUGAUAGUCCUGGCAAGGGAAGAAAACCUUUAGUGAAGAAAAGAAGACUUGAGUCUCUCUGGCUUAGAGAUUCCAUAUCAUCCCAAGGUCAGAAAUCAGCUCAAGGAAUGUCUACUUCAACCACUGAGCAUAAUGUUUCAACAAGUGUUUCACCUUUUCACUUAAGAGAUGAAAAUGAUGAAGGUCCUGAUUCACAAUCAUUCAUCAAUGAAUCUAGUGCUGUUGCUCACAAGUUUGGGAAGCACAAUGUUCCAAAAUGGUCUCAGCUGGAAAAGGAAGACCGAGAAGCCAUGUGCCAAAGGGUUAUGAUGAAGAAAGCUGUUGAACAGCAAGUCAAUAAAUCAUACAGAAAUCGCCGACAUAAGCAUAGUUGGCUCUUCAAAACAUUUAAAUCAAAGGAGGAAGCACUAAGACAAGUACCUGAUGAGUUCCCCAAGGAAGAGUGGAUAUAUCUCUGCAAUUAUUUCACUUCUAAAAAAUUCAAGGGUCAAAUGAGAGACUUGGAAAGUGCCGGUUAUGAACCUAAAGAGAUUUGCAUUGCAACAGUUGGGAAACUACCUGGAAGUGCUGGACAUGCCUUAACCAAAAGUUAUUAUGUUGAAGAAGUUUGUCGUGAAAAGGAAAGAGCUGAUGUGGCAGAAAAAGAAAGGAAAGAAACAGAUGCAAAGUUAGAAAAGAUGGCAGUGGAACAAGAAACACUGAGAAAAACAUUGGUAGCUGAAAAUGAAGUGCUCAAAGAGUCUUUGGCCGUCUUACUAGAGAGGGUUAAUCGCAUGGAAGCUCAACAUAAUGCGUAA